This is a messenger RNA of Amyelois transitella, 3572 nucleotides long. RefSeq lists its product as uncharacterized. The record is from RefSeq and is a predicted model, not a curated record. The coding region runs from base 891 to 2681 and encodes 596 amino acids. The transcript has 2 exons. Lineage: Eukaryota; Metazoa; Arthropoda; Insecta; Lepidoptera; Pyralidae.
UCCUAGGGUGAUGGCACCAGUAAUCGACAUGUACCCAGUGAUCGACAUCUAACCUAGUCUUAAGGAAAAAAUAAGAGUUAUAUUUUGAUUUCCCGUCAUGGCAACACUUAAUCAUAGACAACAGGACUCCCUCUGUCGUCACAAAACAGAACUUUGGGCUCGGCCAUUUGUUUUCAAAAUGGCGAGCUAAAUAUUACUGUCACCGUUUGUGUUCCUUAGCUAAUCCGAUUUUAUUAGCGAAAUCCAUAACAAGAUGGCACCCAGAAAAAAUUAUACGUCCGAGCAAAUGGCUAAAGCUGUUGAUGCUGUCCGCAAAGGCGAAAAAGUUGCCGUUGCAGCUCGAAGAUUUGGCGUGCCCAGAAUCACACUGCACGAUAAGUUAUCUGGAAAAACUCAAAUUAACUGUACAAUGGGGCCCAGCACAGUGCUUUCAAAAAUGCAUGAAGAAAUUUUAGAAAAAUGGUUGAUAACAAUGCCACUAAAACGCUUUCCGAUUUGUAGAGACUCCUUACUAGAUAGUGUCCAGAAAAUUAUAAUAGAUCAAAAAAUUCCCAAUCCAUUCACAGAUAAUAGACCUGGAAAGAAAUGGUAUCAUGCUUUUUUAAAAAGGCACCCUAAUUUGGCGGAAAAAAUACCUGAGAAUUUGUCAAUUGCUCGUGAUAAUGUCUCGGAAAAAGAUAUAAGAAAUUGGUUUCAAGAAGUUGAAAGUUACUUAGAAGAAAAAAAUCUAAAGGAUAUUUUAAAAGAUCCUAACAGAAUUUUUAAUGCGGAUGAAAGUGCAUUUUUUUUAUCACCGAAACCAGGCCCUGUUCUUGCACAGAAAGGUCAAAAACAUUUGUAUACUUCAUGCGGUGAUGACAAAGAAAACCUAACGGUUUUGUUUACUGGCAAUGCUGCUGGCAAAUCAAAUCAAAGCAAAUCUGGGCCAAAACGUUAAAAAAGAAAAUUUUGCUCCACUGCUGAAAAAAGCUAUAGAAAAAUUAACUCCUGAUUGCAUUAAAAACGGAUUCAGGGCCGGAGGCUUGUUUCCAUUUGGUCCCGAUUAUAUCGAUAUGUCCAAAAUCAAAAACAGAGAAGAAGCUUCAGUUAUUCAGUCCAAUCCAGCAUUAACAGAAUUUGUUAAAUAUUUAGAAAAAGAGAUAAUUGGUGUUUUUUCAGAAGAGAAGUUAGCUAUGUUUCAGAAUCUGUUCUAUAAAAAAAGAGACACAGUUGAAAGUGACCUUCCCGAGGAAGACACCGCUUUGUACGUUAUAUGGGCCAAGAACAAAUCUAAAUGCUACUCUGACGACUGUGCAAGUUCAUGCAACAUCCUGCCGACAUCUGAAGUUAUUGAGUCACAUUCGCCAUCAACCCUGGAACCGAUUAAUAUUUCAAUGGAUAUUAUAGACCAUGUAUCUCACUCCGAGACGGUAGUGGCUGAAAAAGAAGUUAUAGACUUCGGAAACUCUUUAACACCUCAAAAUUAUUCUUUAGCCUCAGUUGAAGAUAUAAGAGAACAAUCACCUAUUAUUGUUGACAGCGGUUUUGGAGGGGUUAAUCAAAAUCUUGAAGUUGAAGAUUUUAAUACAUUGCAGAGAGUUGUUGAGUGUACGCCCAAAAAGAUAUCUACAAUUACUCAUCCUCCGUCACCAUCAAUACUUCAGCUUCCCAGUGAUCCAGCUGUUACUGAAAGCAAUGGCAUACCCCAACCUGAAAUAAUAACGACGGCAAACAGUCAGUGGGCAGUAGACAACACAAUCACGUCGAGCAUUGUUCCCGAAAAUAGAUCACCUUUUUUGACUCCAGACAGACCAACACGCGCACCUAUUUCAAGAACUAUUCAUACAGAUAAAAUAGCACCCACAAAAAAAACGAUGGAUGAUGCAUUAGGUAUUAUAGUACCAUCACCUUUUAAAAAGUUUCUUUUUUGGCCGGAAGACGAUAUAAAUAAAAAGAAAAAAAGAAUAAAGAGAGAAAAAAUACCAGCAGCAGUAACAAGCAAGGCAUGGCGCGAAUACCAUGAAAAAAAAGAAAAUGAGAAAAAAAGGCAACAAAAAGAAAAAGAAGAACGAGCGAGAAAACGACAAGAAAAAAAGGAGUUGAAAGAAAACAAUGCAGAAAAGAAAAAGAAAACCAUUUCUAAAAAAAAUAAAAAGAAGAUACCCCGAAUUGAAUCAUCUUCAGAAGAGUCAAGUUUAGAGAUUGAGUUUGCUGAAAGUGAUUGCAGCUAUGCUGAAGAUAAUAUUUCGGAAGAUAACGACAGAGAAAAUAUAAUCAACAAAAUCAGUAAAUCAGUUAACAGUGAAAGAAAACCAUUAAAACGUAAAAAACCUGUGUCUCCCACCACCACUGACUCUGAUUUUGACAUAGAUGCCUCAUGCUCACUUGGCACACUUACUACUAAGAAGAAAGUAAGUAAAACUAGACAAACAAAUAAAAUUACUUCAGGAUGUUACGUAAUAGUAACGUACGAAAAUAAAUACUUUCCCGGGAAGGUAGAAAAGGUAGAGAAUAAUCUAUUCGAAGUCAGUGCAAUGGUUUUGUCAAUGGGCAACACCUUUAGAUGGCCUGAAAAACCAGAUAAAAUAUGGUACAGAUUUGAUCAAAUAAUUGAGGAAAUUGAUACACCCGUGCGUCUCAACAAUAGAGGGUUUUAUAAAAUCAAAGAAAUGCAAAAGUAUUUACCUGACAUAUAUAAUUAAGGAUCUCAGUAAAAAUAUGUGAUAUAUAAAUAUAUAUAUAAUAUAAAAUUUGGUAAAACGUUAGGUAUAUAUAUACUUACUUGGAUAAAAUAUGUGAUCGUUUUAUAGAACUUAGUUGCUCACUCACUUGUUUGUUCCUAACAGAGAUAUACAUAUUUAUUUAAAGGUAAGAGUCACUAGUUCUUCACUUAAUUCUUUUUCUACUUAAUAUAUAUUUUAUAUAGGUAGUAUUUUAAGGUUAACGUCAGACUGAUUAGUAAGUUCUACAAAAGAAACAUUAUUUAAAUUACGAAGAUCUCCUUAGAUUACAGUUAAUGUUAACAUAGAUAUUAUGAGUCAUUUUGAUUUAUAUUUUUUAUAAUUGCAAAAUGCAAUACAGUAGGUUGAACAUCUGCUAUCUACCUUCAUUAUUGUUCCGUAGGUUACGGAUUUUUAUGGUUAAAGUAAUUUGUAAGCAUUGGUGCUACACGCUACAUGUUUAACUUGAAGAAGAAUUAGAUUGAUAUUUUUGAGAAACAGUAGUUAGGUAUAUUGAAAUUAUUCAGAAUUCUAUAAAUGUUAUAAACAUCAACGUUAAAAAAGUUCGUUACUUAUUUAUUUGUAAGUAGUUUAAGUUGUCAGACUGAAUUUUAAUUUUGUAGCAUUUGUACGCAUUUCUGAUAUUUGUAAUUUUAAGUUGUAAGACUGAUUAUUAAAUUUUGUAAUAAUUUGUACGCAUUUGUGAUAUUAGGACGCAUUAUGUGAAAUAAAUACUUAACUAAAUAUUUUACUGUCUUUAAUUACUGGUUUUUCCUAUUUUUACGACAUCAUUGUCGAUAACAGGAUGUUGAUAACUGGGUAGGUGUCGAUAAGUGGUAGUCGAUCGUUGGAUUUUGAAUGUCGAUAACUGGA